Molecule: messenger RNA, 2715 nt
Organism: Bombina bombina (fire-bellied toad)
Lineage: Eukaryota; Metazoa; Chordata; Amphibia; Anura; Bombinatoridae
Gene: PTCHD4
Product: patched domain containing 4
Exons: 3
Coding region: 1-2715 (904 amino acids)
Cellular component (GO): membrane
Source: RefSeq, a predicted model, not a curated record
AUGUGCUUCUUAAGGCGAUCUGGGGCAUUAGUGAGCAGGAUCUGCUGGAGGAUGCUGCGCCAGGUAAUCCACAGAGGGCUCAAGUCAUCCUUCUACAAGCUGGGCUUAUUUAUCAGCAGGCACCCGGUGUUUUUCCUCACCGUACCUGCAGUCCUCACCAUCAUCUUUGGCUUCAGCUUCCUCAGUCGCUACAAAACCGAAAGUGACCUAGAAGCCUUAGUAGCCCCCAGUCACAGUCUGGCUAAAAUAGAGAGGAGCUUGGCCAGCAGUCUCUUCCCUCUGGAUCAGUCCAAGAAGCAGUUGUAUUCAGACUUGCACACUCCGGGGAGAUAUGGCAGGGUGAUCCUCCUAUCCAAACCUGGGGGCAACAUCCUGACGCAGGCUCAGCAUAUUCUCCAAAUCCACAAAGCUGUGCUGGAGAUGAAGGUGAACCACAAAGGAUACAAUUAUACUUUUUCCCAUCUGUGUGUACUUAGGAAUGAGGAUAAGGGCUGUGUGCUGGAUGAUAUUAUUUCAGUGCUAGAGGAUCUCAGGCAGGUUGCCCUCUCCAAUAAGACAGGAGCCAGGGUGCAAGUCAGCUAUCCCAACACUAAACUAAAGGAUGGAAGACAGAGCUUUAUUGGACACCAGCUUGGUGGUGUUGCAGAAGUUCCCAACAGUAAAGAUCAAAGAGUUAAAUCUGCCAGGGCCAUCCAAAUUACAUACUACCUCCAGAAUUAUGGCUCUGUGAUCCAGGACCAUAUUAGUGAACAAUGGGAGAGGGAAUUUUGCACACUCAUGCAUCAGCUGCAGGAGGAACAUCCAGAGAUCCAGCUAUACACCUUAACGUCAGUCAGCCUGUUAAAGGACUUUCAAAAGACCAUAGACCUUUCCAGAGGUACAAUUGUGGUGAGUUUAAUGCUGAUUCUUAUGGCUGCCACCAUUUCGAGCUCUAUGAAAGACUGCCUCCGUAGCAAACCUUUUCUGGGAAUAUUGGGAGUACUCACAAUCUGUAUCUCCAGUCUCACAGCCGCAGGAAUAUUUUUUGUAACUGAUGGAAGAUAUAAUUCGACUCUGCUGGGAAUUCCAUUCUUUGCUAUGGGUCAUGGGACAAAAGGAGUUUUUGAACUUCUCUCAGGAUGGCGCAGAACACGAGAAACUUUGCCCUUUAAGGAUAGAGUGGCAGAUGCAUAUUCAGAUGUUAUGGUCUCUUAUACAAUGACUAGCUCUCUUUAUAUCAUCACAUUUGGUAUGGGCGCAAGCCCUUUUACAAAUAUUGAAUCUGUCAGGAUUUUCUGCCAGAACAUGUGUAUCACAAUAAUCCUAAACUAUUUUUAUGUCUUCUCCUUCUAUGGUUCUUGUCUUGUGUUUGCUGGUCAGCUAGAACAGAAUCGAUACCAUAGUAUAUUUUGUUGCAAAAUUCCCUCAGAGGAAUAUUUGGACAGGCAACCAAUAUGGUUUCAGACCAUGAUGAGUGAUGGACAUCAGCAUUCCACUCAUCAUGAGCCAGAUCCUUAUGAAAAUCAUUUUAUUCAACAUUUUCUGAGAGAACAUUACAACGAAUGGAUUACGAACACAUAUGUGAAACCAUUUGUGGUUAUAUUGUAUCUGAUCUAUGCAUCAUUUUCAUUUAUGGGUUGUCUACAAAUUAGUGGUGGAUCGAACAUUCUCAACCUAUUGGCUAGUGAUUCCCCUAGCGUUUCUUAUGCACUUAUCCAACAAAAGUAUUUUAGCAACUACAGUCCCGUCAUAGGGUUUUAUAUUUAUGAACCUCUGGAAUAUUGGAAUUCAACUGUGCAAGAAGACUUGAAAACCAUAAGCUAUGGCUUCAACACAGAAUCUUGGAUUGAACAGUAUUACCAUUACUUGAAGGCCAGUAAUAUUUCUGCAUCCAAUAAGACUGAUUUUAUAAAUGUCCUUCAAAAUGUUUUUUUGCGACGGACAGAAUUUCAGCACUUCAAAAAUGAUAUUAUCAUUUCAAAAUCAAGUGAUGAGUUAAAUAUCAUUGCUUCCCGAAUGUAUCUUGUUGCAAGGACUAGUGAAAAUACUCAGAGAGAGGUGGUUGAGUUGCUAGAGAAGUUGAGACCUCUUUCUCUGAUACAAAGCAUUAAAUUUAUAGUAUUCAAUCCCACCUUUGUUUUUAUGGACCACUAUGGCUUAGCAGUGACUAUGCCAGUCCUGAUUUCUGGAUUCAGUGUUUUGCUAGUGUUGAUAUUAACAUUUUUCUUGGUCAUCCAUCCAUUGGGAAAUUUCUGGCUAAUCAUCACAGUCAUUUCUAUAGAGUUGGGGGUCUUGGGCUUAAUGACAUUAUGGAAUGUUGACAUGGAUUGUGUGUCUAUUAUGUGCCUUAUCUACACUUUGAAUUUUGCCAUAGAUCACUGUUCUCCUCUGCUUUAUACUUUUGUAUUAGCAACUGAGCACACCAGAACUCUAUGCAUACAAGAUUCACUCAAGGAGCAUGGCACCGCAAUUAUACAGAAUGUUGUAUGUUUUGUUAUUGGAUUGGUGCCCCUUCUUUUCGUGCCUUCAAACUUGACCUCCACACUGUUUAAAUGCUUGCUGCUGACUGGUAGUUGCACGAUACUGCACUGUUUUGUCAUUUUGCCUGUUUUCUUAACAUUUUUUCCACCAUCAAAAAAGAGACACAAGAAGAAAAGAAGAGCAAAACGGAAGGAGAGAGAAGAGAUUGAAUGCAUUGAAAUUCAGGAAAAUCCAGAUCAUGUGACUGCAGUUUGA